Bursaphelenchus xylophilus (pine wood nematode) is the source of this 1246-nucleotide messenger RNA. The record is from the annotation of a GenBank genome assembly. Lineage: Eukaryota; Metazoa; Nematoda; Chromadorea; Rhabditida; Aphelenchoididae.
AUGUCGUAUUGGGUAUGUCUCUUCUUUUGCCUUUGCAUUUCUGCCAAUGGGAAAUUGAAAAUCCCGGAUCAUAAGAUAAGCCAGUAUGAUUCGGUAGUCCACACUCGGUUUGUCGCUCUAAAUGGGAUCUUCUUUGACGGCUUUCUGGACCUUAUGUCAGAUGAAGAUUGGUUUAUAUCGUCACAAGGUUGUGUUAAUUGUGGGGAUGUGGUGAGCGAUACGAAUAUAACAGAUCCCAGAUUUUUGGGAACUGAUGAGACUUUUGAGAUUCGAUACGAUGGUAGAAUAGGGAGCGCUAAAGGACGGGUUUCCCGGGAAGGUGUGGAUCUUGAAUGACACAAAUGUAAGCGGUUUUAUUACUGUUUGCUUAUUAUUGCGUAUGGUCUUAUAUGAAAAUUUUGUUUUUCUUCAAUGUUUUAUUUAGUCUGGAAAAGCAUAUCGUGUUCCGAUUGUCCUAGAAGCUGAUUCGCCGUCAGCGAUAACGAAUCUAAACCAAAAGGCGACAAAGGGACGGAUUGGCUUCAAUACCAACUUCAACCUGACUUCCCGUCUGACGUCUUUAUUUUCGAACAGCGAUUACUUUUGCUUAGUGACACACGUUCACAUUGAUGAAGUGUAGGUAUAUUUUAGCAUGGAUUGCAAAUAGUGGUUUGAAAGAAGCCAUAAAAAUUGAAAUGAUCUCAGAUUCACUUAUCCCUCGUGAUUUAGUGAGCAUAAAAGAGAUGCGUGCGAAACGGCCAACAGUGUGGCGGGAGGACCGCAAAUGGAGAACAUUCGCGCCAUUGCUGACAUCACACCGAACGAAGGGCAUUUUUGGCAAUUCCAAGUGCAAUACGCUGCAUACCAGGAGUUCACAUCUUCCGCCUUUUUUCCCACCUUUGAGGCAAUUCUUUCGUCCACUACGCCUUACCUGCAUGUUCCCCAAGAACUGAUAAAAAUCAUGACCACAUCUCUAUCUGAGUCCGAGACGUCUCCAGAUGGUGACGUCAUCAUCAAUUGCAACUACCGCUUCCUCGGACAACCUAUCGUAUUUUACAUUAAUGGCGGCCUAGUUUCGAUUGAAUCUAUGUUCUAUACAAUGAGAGAUCACAUUGAUUCAAACAUCUGUGCGCUCCGAAUGAAAGCGUUGCCUGAAGGCGAAACCCGAUGGGUUUUAGGUGCGCCUUUCCUCGAGGCAGUCACCGUUUGUCUUGGGUUGAAGGUUAACGAUAUUUAUUUUGCAAAAAACAAUCAGUUACAUUACUGA